Molecule: messenger RNA, 1197 nt
Organism: Plasmodium vivax (malaria parasite P. vivax)
Lineage: Eukaryota; Apicomplexa; Aconoidasida; Haemosporida; Plasmodiidae
Exons: 1
Coding region: 1-1197 (398 amino acids)
Source: RefSeq, a predicted model, not a curated record
AUGAAGAAGUUCCUAGGCGUUGUGCUUUACUUUUUCCUCCUAAACAAAUACUCAGAUGCAAAAAAUGGAAACCUGCGAACCAGUGAUGUGAAAAAUGAACAAGUUGAAAAAAGGAAAAAAUCUGCGAGUGGUUGGGUCCCUUAUUAUUUACCCCCCAAAGGGCAGACUACUACACCGAUUGCUCUCUUGGCUGCCCUUCCAGAGAAAACUACUUUUAGGGGGUCAGCCAACGUACGAAAGGAUGUGAAAGAGGAAGGUGAGCAAAAUGUGAGUGGCUUACCCCAAUCGGGUGAAACCAACGAUACAGAUUUUCAAUUUGAGCUUCAAAUAGUGGAUGGCGCAGACCACUCGACGGAAGCGCAACUGGAGGGGGGGUCCUCUCCAGCUGAUGCUGUGCAUGGGGUGGAGCCAGCUGGUGAGGUGGGGGAAGCACCGCUCGAAGAAGCGGUUGAACAUGCUGCAGAACAUGCGGCUGAAUUAGUAGCAGAGCUGGUGGAAGAACCCCAGGCUGCCCCCGAUGCUCCCCCCGCUGCUGAGGAAGCACAACCCCAGCCCGUGCAAGAAGCCGACGAGGUGUCAGUUGAAGAGAAGCAAGAAGGGACACCUUCGGUGGCUGAGCAGGCCGUAGAUGAGAGUGUUCCAAGCCAGCCAGCAGAUGAGAGUGUGCCUAGCCAGCCUGAAGAUGCCGAUGUGCCUAGCCUGCCUGCCGAUGCCGAUGCGCCUAGCCUGCCUGCCGAUGCCGAUGCGCCUAGCCUGCCUGCCGAUGCCGAUGCGCCUAGCCAGCCUGAAGAUGCCGAUGCGCCUAGCCAGCCUGAAGAUGCCGAUGCGCCUAGCCAAUCCGCAGACGCCAGCGCGCCUGAGCCCGACGAAAGCAACGGCAGCGAAGUUGACACCGUGGAAGAAGCAGGCGGAAAAGAAAACUUUUACCAUUUAGAGGAAGAUGAGGAAGAAGAGGAAGAGGAAGAAAUGGACGAUGAUGAAUUCGAAGAUGACUACGACAUCGUAAUGCAUAAAAUAAAUGAGCACGAAGGAGAGAAGACCCCUUCGGGCGAUAACCCAAAGUAUUUGACCCGAGCGGAUAUAAUCACCAUGCUUGCCGUGCGAAACAUGUUAAGUUCGUUUAACUAUGACUACGCAGUUAUGGACUUCCUCACGGGUUUUAAUCCUGGCGUGAUUGGCUCCUUCUACGUGUUUUGA